CAAUUUCCUUUUCUUUUUCUUUUUCUUAGGAACUACAAUCCAUCUUACGUCUACACAUAACUAGACAUUGCCUAGAAACUCUGGGGAUUCUCUAUGAACUGGUUGAUUUAUAUAUGCGACUUAUUAUUAUUAUCACCAGGAUAAGAUUUGGUUUUCCGUAUUUUGGAGAAUGUCUCGACUAGAAAUGAGGCAGCUUUGUAAAGAGCUAGCGCUACUAGCUAUACAACCACUGGGCCGAUCCAAAUAUUUACGCUUAGAAUGCAUAUUUUAACAAUCAAACUGAGUCAAAUUACAAGGUACAAAAAUAGUUGUCAAUAAUCAUACUAAUCACAGGGGCACAUUGCGUGUCGCAUACACAUUUGCUCCAGAAAUAAUAACUUCAUCCACCAGCGGGGUGUGACAUAACGCCCGGCCAAACGGCGACAAUGCUGAGCUGUCCCGCCAGUAUCAAACCAUCGCUAUCGUAAAGCAAACAUGUUCCGACGCUUAACGCACCCGACCUCCCCGAAGCAGCAACACCAUCGUGACCGCGCGUGUGACUUCACCGUGAUGCCGCACGGCCUGUGGUUGCUCGAGCACUCUGGUCUGUGGGGUGAUCCCCGGCGUAAGCGUUCCUUCGCCCUAAUGCUGCUCGGCACGGUUCUGCUGCUGAUCGUACCGAAGAUUGUGCUCGGCACCGGGAGCGAUAGCUUCGACUCGAUCGCCCGCAGUACGGCCGAGUUCAUCUUCUGCUACAACAACUACCUCAUGAUGGCGAUCUUCGCCAUCCGGCGGCAACCGUUCGAGCAGCUGAUCGGCACCGUCCAGCUGCUGUUCGAUAAGCGUAAGUGUGACAGACUGACUGGAUGCUCGCAACACGUACAGUGAAUUAUUGCAAACUCUCCCAACUUCCGCUGUUGCUUCUCAAACGGUCGCGAUCACACAGAACGAAAGUUCCAGACGACCGACUCCAGCCGGUACGUGGUGUACGUCAAUCGACAAAUAAUGCGCUACAGCCGGCUGUACAUCAUCGUGCAGGGCGUGUACUUCCUCAUUUUCAAUCUACUGCCCGCCAUUGUGACGUACAGUGCGUACUUCGCAUCGAGCGGCGACGGCGAGCCGGUCGAGUUUCUGUUGCCCGUCGAGUCCCGGUUCUUCUUUCUGGACAUACGGCACAGUAUCGUGCAC
Messenger RNA from Anopheles gambiae (African malaria mosquito), 1167 nucleotides. RefSeq lists its product as uncharacterized. The transcript has a single exon. NCBI's taxonomy places the organism in Eukaryota, Metazoa, Arthropoda, Insecta, Diptera, Culicidae. The record is from RefSeq and is a predicted model, not a curated record. Bases 475 to 867 code for a protein of 130 amino acids.